AUCGCUUGGCCGAGCCACCACUAUUUCUCGGGUCUGGUCACACUCUGGCCAAUAAAUAAAGAAAAGGCGGAAGAUUCUGCUAAGAAAAUUAACAAAAUUAGGUUAAAUUCUAGAAGCCGCUCACUUUCUCCCGCUCGACUUACGACACCGCGCCGCACCACACCACACGACAAAAUGCCGCGAUACAGGGAGUGGGACCUGGCCUGCAAGGUGUAUGUGGGCAACCUGGGCUCCUCGGCCUCCAAGCACGAGAUCGAGGGCGCCUUCGCGAAGUACGGACCGCUGAGGAAUGUGUGGGUGGCCCGCAAUCCGCCCGGUUUCGCCUUCGUGGAGUUCGAGGAUCGCCGGGACGCGGAGGACGCGACGCGUGCCCUGGACGGAACACGCUGCUGCGGCACGAGAAUCCGCGUGGAGAUGUCAUCGGGUCGCUCCCGCGAUCGCCGGCGUGGAGAGGGCGGCAGCAGUAGUGGACGCUCUGGCUCCGGGCGCUACAGGUCCCGCUCGCCACGCCGCUCCCGAUCGCCCCGCAGCCGCAGCUUCUCGCGCGAUCGUCGAAGUCGCUCGGACUCCCGCGAUCGGCAUUAAAAUACUUCCCAAAAGGAUAACAUUUAAGCAGUGUCGCAAUCAAACAAGAAGCGUGGUCAAGGCCGACUUUUUGAUAGGGUUUCCUUAGUUGAUUGCGAUGUAAGUACACUUUCUUCAGAUGACAAUAUAUAAAUCUUUCGAUGCAUUCUUAAAAUUUCCUUUUUUUUACUAAGAAAUAAAGACGCACAAUCAGCGAG
Drosophila biarmipes is the source of this 782-nucleotide messenger RNA. RefSeq names its product RNA-binding protein 1 (gene Rbp1). The transcript has 3 exons. The coding region runs from base 175 to 585 and encodes 136 amino acids. NCBI's taxonomy places the organism in Eukaryota, Metazoa, Arthropoda, Insecta, Diptera, Drosophilidae. Gene Ontology annotation, cellular component: nuclear speck. Gene Ontology annotation, biological process: mRNA splicing, via spliceosome. Gene Ontology annotation, molecular function: RNA binding. The record is from RefSeq and is a predicted model, not a curated record.